This is a messenger RNA of Diorhabda sublineata, 2145 nucleotides long. RefSeq names its product serine palmitoyltransferase 2 (gene lace). The record is from RefSeq and is a predicted model, not a curated record. Gene Ontology annotation, molecular function: serine C-palmitoyltransferase activity; pyridoxal phosphate binding. Gene Ontology annotation, biological process: sphingosine biosynthetic process; ceramide biosynthetic process. The transcript is spliced from 8 exons. NCBI's taxonomy places the organism in Eukaryota, Metazoa, Arthropoda, Insecta, Coleoptera, Chrysomelidae. Bases 207 to 1994 code for a protein of 595 amino acids. Gene Ontology annotation, cellular component: serine palmitoyltransferase complex.
UUAAAAGCAACAACUAUAGAAAGCACGAAAGUACUAAUUACACUUCUAUAGACUAAGGUAAGGUGCACAUCUCGUCCGCAUAGGUUCGCACUUGCGUGUUGUUUAUGACAGAAUAUAUAAGGUUAUAAUUAUUUGGGUUGGGAGUUCAAGUUUUCUUUGAUUUGGUUUGGAUGUGUGAGUGUUGUGUAUAAAUUGCAGUAAAAAUUAUGUCUACCACAAUGGAACAUAGUGCUGGAGAUUGCGUUCAAACUGAGUUAAUAUCUGGAGUUGAAUUAAUGAAUAAAACUAAAUCAAAUUUAUAUCGUGUCUACGAAGAAACAGUGGGUUACACGAAAUUAAAUAGGGUAGAAAAAAAGUCUAAUGUUUCAAAUGGACACGUACCGACACCUUUGGACGAAGAAACAACAGCCACUACACCAAAUGGAUUUUCAAUUAGUGAAUCUGAUAGAAAAUCGUCGGAUGUCACGGAGGAAACGCCGAAAAUCCGUCAGACCAAAGAAUCCUUCGAACCUCCCUUGUUGAUCACGAAAGCCCUAACCCACAUCAGUUUUUAUAUCCUUAUGUUUUUAGGUUAUCUUAGUCAAGCGUUAUUUCCACCGAAAAUAGUAAAAGAAAAAAAUAGGGAUGGUUAUGCGUCGCUUUUAGAUAGAUUUUCCACCUUUUAUUCGAGAUACGUUUAUAGGAGGAUUAAGGAUUGUUGGAAUUAUCCAAUUUGCAGCGUGCCCGGAGAUGAAGUCAUCCUUAAAAACCGAGUUACCAAUGAUAAUGGGUGGACAUUCGAAUUUACCGGCUUGAAAACGAAAUGCUUAAAUUUAGCCUCAUACAACUACCUCGGUUUUGCAGAAGCCAAUGGGCCAUGUGCCGAACACGCAAUCAAAACCAUCUACACCGACGGUAUUAGCACUGGCAAUACUAGACAGCAACACGGCACGUGCGCACUUCACGACGAACUAGAAACUUUAUUAGCGGAAUUUUUGGGCGUUGAAGAUGCCAUUACUUUCGGAAUGGGUUUCGCAACAAAUUCUCUAAACAUACCGACACUUGCGUCACCGGGUUGUUUACUAUUGAGCGAUGAAAAGAAUCACGCCAGUUUGAUUCUCGGUAUUAAACUAUCAAAUCCGACCGUUAAAGUUUUCAAACAUAACAACGUCAAACAUUUGGAAAAAUUACUCAAAGAAGCCAUUUAUUAUGGACAACCGAAUCAAAUAAACAACGUAUACAAACCGUGGAAGAAGAUAAUCAUAUUUAUCGAAGGUAUCUACAGUAUGGAAGGUACAAUAUGUCGAUUACCGGAAAUAAUAGCUCUGAAAAAAAAGUACAAGGCUUAUUUGUAUUUAGACGAAGCGCACAGCAUAGGGGCGAUGGGAAAACACGGUAGGGGAGUCGUAGAUUAUUUCAAUUGCGAUCCGAAAGACAUCGACGUUUUGAUGGGUACUUUUACGAAAAGUUUCGGCGCAGCCGGAGGAUAUAUAGCCGGUACAAAGAAAUUCAUAUCAUUUAUUCGAGAACAUAGUUACGCGUCUCGUCACGCUUGGGCGAUGUCGCCACCGGUUGCCGCGCAGAUCGUUUCCGUUCUGAAGAUAAUCAUGGGUAGAGAUGGUACGAACGAAGGACAACGGAGGAUAGAACGGUUAGCGAGAAAUACCAGGUACUUCAGAUUACGUUUGGAACAAAUGGGUUUAAUUAUACACGGAAACGAAGAUUCGCCAGUCGUACCGAUCUUAGUUUAUCUUUAUUCGAAAAUAGCGUCCAUGGUGAGGUUUUUAAUUAAAGAAAGAAUAGCGACCGUUGGAGUUGGAUAUCCGGCGACGCCUCUAACCGAAGGAAGGAUUCGAAUAUGUUUGUCGGCUAGUCACACAAAAGAGCAACUCGAUUACGCCUUGGAGGUUAUAGAAAAAGUAGCCGAUGAAAUAGGUUUGAGAUAUUCGAGAAAAGCGAGGGAUCCAACACCAAUCGAUUACAAUAAUAUCAGAAUAUAUCAGGAUUUGUUUUAGAAAUUUUAGGUUUAGGAAGAAGCUUGAAAACAUGCUGUAGGAAGUUGUAUUGUUGUGUUUUUUUUAUAAAUUGUAUAAAAGCUUUUUUAUCCGAACUGCUAUUUAUUAAAAUCGAUUCUAUAAUUUAAAUAAAUUGUCAAAAUAAAUAAAA